GUUCCGUAGUUCAGCUAGCAGCUAGCAGUAGCCUGGAGACACCUGGAGACACCUGGAGAGCAGCAGCGGCUUCCAGGUGUCAGGUUCUGGAUCAUGAAGCAGGUAAUGGACCCGGUACCGUUUUGCCGGUUCAGUUGCGCUUUACUGAUGCUGAAAUAAGUUCAGUUCGGUUCCGCCCGAUCAUCCUGAAGUUCUGCUUCCUGCAGGAAGAAGGGUGGUUCUGUUGGACUGGAGGUCCAGGUUCUGCUCUGAGAUCUGCUGAGGUGUUCUGGAGGUCCAGGUUGCUGUAAUAGAGACCUUCAGCUGGUCUGGACUGAUGGUUCUGGUUUCUCUUCCUCCUCUGGACAGCAGCCCAUAGAACCUCUGGGUUCGGGUCAGACCUGGUAGACGCUGGCAGAACCCAGUGGACCAGAACCCAGUGGACCAGAACCAGCAGCUGGCUCCUCAAACUUCACAGUGGACCUCAGGAGUUCUGGUUCUGAACCUCUCUUCCUCUGGACUCUGGGACCUUGGUUUCUAAAUGAAAAGUAACUUUGGACCCUGAGCAAGGCCCGGUUCUGUUUCAGCUUUGACUCAGAACUAAGUUCUGUCUCCAAAAGUUGUUCAGGGCCACAGAUCGGACCGCCGUGAGCGGGUCAUCGGUACCACCACACCGCUGCAGAACGGGUCACUGCUCUCUGGCCCGGCCCGGGUCAGCUCGGGUCGGACCGGGUCGGCCCGGCCUCGUCUCGUUGGACUUUGGCAAAGCUGGUUCUGUUUGCUGGUGUUUUUCAGGUGACUCCGGUCUGACAGAACCUCAUGGACCGACUGGGCCAGAAGUGUCGACCCGACCGGGUCAGCGAAUCCUCCAAGAUCUUCCGCUCGGUGGACCGGGCCGUGGAGGUUCUGCAGGGCUUCAACGAGCAGCGCCAGAACAACCGGUUCUGUGACGUGGUUCUGGUGGCCGGCGGCCGGCGGGUCUCUGCACACCGGGCCCUCCUGGCCGUCUCCAGCCCGUACUUCCACGCCAUGUUCUCCCUGGGCAUGAAGGAGGAGCACCAGCAGGAGGUGGAGCUGGGGGGGCUGUCGUACGGGGGUCUGAAGGCCGUGGUGGACUUCCUGUACAGCGGCGAGCUUCUGCUGGACGGAGGAAACGUCCACGGCGUGCUGGAGGCAGCUCACCUGCUUCAGCUGUGGCGCACGGUGGAUUUCUGCUGCCAGUACCUGGAGCAGCAGGUGAGCGAGGACAACUACCUGUACCUGCAGGAGCUGGCUCAGCUCUACAGCCUGGAGCGCCUGGACAGCUUCAUCGACCACUUCGUCCUGGCUCGCUUUGCCUCGCUGUCUUCUGCUCCUGACUUUCUCCACCGCGUUCCUCUGCACAAGCUCUCCUCCUACCUGUGCAGCAGCCAGGUGCAGCACCACAGCGAGCUCGCCCUUCUGCAGGCCUGCCUGCAGUGGCUGGGCCACAGCCCGGAGCGCCCCCCCCACGCCAGGCAGCUCCUGUCCCACAUCCGCUUCCCGCUGAUGGCGCCGGGGGAGCUGGUGAGCCAGGUGCUGCCGGCGAUGCGGGCGCUGCUGCCAGAGGGAGGCGUCUGCGAGGAGCUGGUGGAGGAGGCGCUGACGUACCACGCCAGGCCCAGCGCUCAGCCGCUGCUCCAAUCAGGACGCACCGUGCUGAGGGGAGGGGUGGAGCGGCUGCUGCUGAUUGGAGGAGAGGUGUGUGAGCGCGGACAGGAGCUGAGCGCCAGCGUCUGCCGGCUGGACAGCCAGACGGGAAGCUGGGAGCUGGAGACGGAGCUGCCGGCCCGGCGCAGCCACCACUGCCUGGCGGUGCUGGGGGGCUUCAUCUUCUCGGCGGGGGGCAGCUCGUCCAGAGACGGCGGGGAGGAAGCCGCCUGUAACCUGCUGCACCGAUACGACCCGCGCCUCAGCCAGUGGACCCAGGGCGCCCCCAUGGACCAGCGGAGGGUGGACUUCUACCUGGGAGCCGUGGGGGAACACCUGGUGGCGGUGGGAGGCAGGAACAGCAGCGGCGCGCUGGCGUCUGUGGAGGUCUAUCACCCUGCAGAGGACCGCUGGUCCUACCUAGCUCCACUCCCCAGGCCCACCUACGGUCAUGCCGGUACCGUCCACCAGGGCCUGGUCUACGUCUCAGGCGGCCACGACCACCAGAUCGGCCCGUACCGCCCAGAUGUUCUGAGCUUGGACCCGAACCGGGUCGGGUCGGCGUGGGCGCAGCGCCGGCCCAUGUGGGCGGCGCGGGGCUGGCACUGCAUGGCGUCCCUCAAGCAGCUGAUCUACGCCAUCGGCGGCAGCGACGACCACGCCGACACCGCCGAGCGCUUCGACGUCCUGCAGGUGGAGAGCUACGACCCGCGGGCCGGCCACUGGACCCGGCUGGUACCGCUGCUGCGGCCCGGCAGCGAGGCGGGCCUGGCGGUCUGGGCGGGGAAGAUCUACGUUCUGGGCGGCUACAGCUGGGAGAGCAUGGCCUUCUCCAGAGUCACGCAGGUGUUCGACCCGGACGCCGGGUUCUGGUCCAGAGGACCGGACCUGCCCAGGCAGGUAGCCGGGGCGUCGGCCUGCGUGUGCGAGGUCCGGCCGGCGCCGGCAGCGGAGAGCAAAACGGACCGAGGGCUGAGGGGGAGACCGACGUAGAACCUCAGAGGAACUGGUUCUGUUCCUGCGCUCGGGUCAGAACCUCUGCAGCUUCUCAGCCGGACAGAGGGGUUCUGCUCGGACCGGACCGUGGGACUGUUUUAAGAAGCAGGCGGGUCGAGCAGCACCAUGCGCCGUUCAUCUGGGGCCGGGUCCAGAUUCUGGUCCAGAUUCGGGUCCAGAUUCUGGUCCAGAUUCUGGUCCAGAUUCUGGUCCAGACCGGGAGCAUUUAAUGCGAGAAACAGGAAACUUUAUUUCUAUAGAUUUAAAUUUGGGGUCUAAGGUUGAAAAAGGUUGAAAUGUUGGAGCCGCUUCAAAGUUCUGGGUCCAGUUCUGGGUCCAGACCCGAUGUUACCCUCAUCAGAACCGGUAUUUGGGCUUUUGAUUGUAUUUAAAUGUGUUUCCAGGGUAGAACGGCGCCGCAGCGAUGGAUAAAGACCCAUUAGGAGCAAAAGCUUGGAUCAGUUCUCAGAAUUCUGCAGACGGGUCCAGUAAACGGGUCCAGUAAACGGGUCCAGUAGACGGGUCCAGUAGACGGGUCCAGUAGACGGUUAUAAUCAGAGAUCACGGCAGCAGGACCAGAAGUGUUUGACGGCACCAGAACACCAGGAGAGCCGCUCUGCAGACUGGAUCUGGGUUCUGUGACGGGUCAGAGACCAGAACUUCGCUGCGACCCAAACUGCUGAGUGAAGCUAAAUCUGCUUGAAACGGAGAAGAAAAAACAGUCCGAAGAGAUUAAAGAGUGGAAACAUUCGGGUCUUGGCCCGGUUCUGGCUUUUAUUGGACUG
This is a messenger RNA of Fundulus heteroclitus (mummichog), 3428 nucleotides long. It is a transcript of the gene klhl36, whose product is annotated as kelch-like family member 36. Lineage: Eukaryota; Metazoa; Chordata; Actinopteri; Cyprinodontiformes; Fundulidae. Gene Ontology annotation, molecular function: cullin family protein binding. The transcript is spliced from 8 exons. The record is from RefSeq and is a predicted model, not a curated record. The coding region runs from base 799 to 2640 and encodes 613 amino acids.